Messenger RNA from Tympanuchus pallidicinctus (lesser prairie-chicken), 7663 nucleotides. RefSeq names its product E3 SUMO-protein ligase RanBP2-like. The record is from RefSeq and is a predicted model, not a curated record. NCBI's taxonomy places the organism in Eukaryota, Metazoa, Chordata, Aves, Galliformes, Phasianidae.
AAUGUCGUACUCCCAGAAGUUACGUAAAUCCUAAAUUGGGUAUACACAGGAUUGCAGGCAUCAGGGAUGCCUGGCAGAAUCUAAAAUGCAGCCCAAUGAAAGUUAAGUUAAAGAUGGGAGCCAGCCCAACCAGGGUAAAGCAAUGCCCUGUGAGGAUACAAGAUUGUAGGAGGAUAAAAGAAAUAAAAAUAACUUUUUGGAUUUUGGAUUACUAAUUGGAUAGAAAUCCAAAUACAACACCCAAUCUUGCAAAUGAAAAAUUGGAUGGCAAGAGCUAUAGUUUGGUAUAAGAUUUGAGGGCAAUUAAUAGAAAAGUUGAAUAUAUACAACACAUGGUGUAUAUCUUUAUUAACCAAGUUAAGGAAUAAGCAGGUGGGGUUUACCAUUCUGGACUUGAAGUACACCUUUUUCUGCCUGGUUUUGCAAAAGAAAUCUAAAAUCAUUUGCCUUUGAAUAGAAAAACUCAAAUAUGGAGAGAAGAAAAAAAAAUAUAAUAAUUAAAAGUAAUAAUAAUAAUAAUUCAGUUAACCUGCACAGUGUUACCCAGGGUUGUGAGAACAGCCCCAUGAUUUUUGAGAACGGGUCAACUCGUGAGCCUGAGAUUUGGGUUCACCAUCACACAGUGGAACUUUACUGCAGUACGUGGAUGCUACAGUAACAAAGGACUGUGUGCAAUGGACUGUGAGCUUGCUGAAUUUCUUGAUUUAAAUGGCUAUCAAGUUUCUCAACAGAAAGAACAACUGAUCAAAGAGAAGGAAGCAACUUGCUGAACACCCAGAACACCAACGCAGAGCUGCCUCCAAGCCAGCAGUGUGUGACUGCAUGGAGACUACGUGUGCAAGUUGGUCAGAGCUACAGGAGGAACCGUUGGACGAUGCUGAGGAGUCCUGGAUUCAUCGACGGAAGCAGUUUUGUGAAGACAAGGAAACCGUAAGGCAGGACAUGCAGUAACUGCUACUGACAGGAUUUGCCCCUGGAACCAAGGUGGGUAGGUCUGUUCCAGGCGCUGCUAACAUCCCACACAACAGUGAAAGCAUUGUGGAUACAUCAUACUAGAGUUAAGAAGGUCCCUCGAACACAAUGAGAACUGAAAUCAGCUGGAUCCUUAAAAUUGUGAAUAUAAGGACAGAAAUGUGGGCUCUUGUAACUGUUAGAAAUGUUGAUUUGAUGAAUGCAGCAUUUGAUGUAAAUACUUAUGUAUCUCUUGUGACAAACAUUAUUACAUAUCAAUAUUGUUUGGUAUGUGGGCAAGCUAAGGAUUUAAACUUUUCUCUUCUUGUUGUUCCUGAUGAUUUUAAGGCAAGAAAUCAAACUGUUGCAGGGUUUGAGUCACUGUCCUGGUGGGUGAUGAUCAACAAGAAUGUAGAUUGGUUUAACUACAUCUGUUAUAAUCAAUGGAGAUUUACAAAUUAUACAAAGAGUGCAAUAAAGAGAAUUGCAGGACAGUUAUAUGCCACAAGUAGGGUGGCCUGAGAAAAUAGGAUCUCCUAAGAUAUGAUAAAGGAAUGUAUAUAUAACACUGGGUACCCGUUGUUGAACCUUUAUCCCAAUAACACAGCUCUGGAUGACAUAAUAAUGAAGGCAUUGCAAGGGCUUGGUGCCACCCUUGGCAAUGAAGUGGCAGAAAAAAAUCAGGAAUAGAUACUUCUGUCACUGGAUGGUUGGAGUUCUGAUUUGGUAAAUGGAAAGGGGUGACUGUAUCCACAUUUACUUCGUUGAUAGUAGCAGCAGCAGCCUUGAUGGCCACUGGUUGCUGUGUUAUCCCCUUUGUGAGGGGACUAGUAGAGUGACUGAUAGAGAGAGCACUACUGAAGCAAGCACUAAUGGAGCCAUUACAUUUGGAUAAAAUUAUGGUAUUAGAGGAGAUGGGAGAUAAAGAAAGUGAAGACGAGGGCGAUGUCUAUAAAAGUGAACCUUAAAGAAUUGCAGAAAUCAACAAUGUAUAAAAAAGAAAAAGGGGGGAAUUGUGGGAAUCAAGUGUUAUUUCUGCAUUAGAAUUGUAUAAUAUUAUUUUUAUUUUAUGAUCUCCGCUAUUAUAGUUCCCAGGAACACACUCUGUAUAUAUGUAUAUAUAUAUAUUUUGUCAUACACACUGCAAGAAUAUCCUGCACGAGAGCAAACCAGAGAACAAGGCAUGGCCUGCCCGAGGAAGCGCCUGACAUUGAGAAGGCCUGACAUCAUCCCCCAGUGCUCUUUGUUUAACGAUGAGGACUUUAAAGAAAAUCACCAUAUCAAUAGGACAAGGAGAGCACCGAGAAGACAUCUUGGAAACAACAGGAUGACUACUGACUGGCACCAGAUAACAAAUAAAUUAACAAGUAAAUAGCAAAUGUAAACCUUCUGAUAAGAUUGUGAACCUGGAGUACCCAGCCAUUGGGGAAACAGGGGAGGGGGGAGGCAAGGGGGAGAAAACAGGGUAUAAAGGCUGUCAUGUUGUGUCCAUAGGUGCGCUCCUACUUGCGGGACGCCCGCCAUUGCAAUCGCAAAUAAAUUCUGCUUUUAUCAGAGAUACCGUCCUGACAAAAAUUACUUGGAUUAUUUCCAACAAGCAGAACCGCAGGCUGUGGAGCUUGCAGUGCCUUCAGCGAUGGAGCAGUGCAAAAUGCUGGGCUCGGAUCCUAAAGCAAACCUGUGUGAACAGAAACAUGAGCUUGUAAGUGUUGUGCACUGCUGACAGCUUUUAAAGCUGCAUGUGUAAGGACUGCCUAAGGUACUGCACAGCACAUCAUCUGCUGCGUCAAGACGAGAGAAACUGCAGCUCUCUCCUCUGUCAGUCUGAACUUAGGAACGCUGAGGUGUCAGCGUUCUUAACUGCUGUGAGGAAAAUGUUGUGCAAGUUGUAGGGCAUUUUUGAGUUACUUUUUCACCUUGGCCUACGCAGCUGAGUUCAGAUAUGGUUCAGAUUCUGAAGAUUUAUUCAAAAAGGGGAUGUUCUUAAGAAUUAGCAUGAAAAACACAGGAGGAAAAGAACAUAAUGAAGUUAAUCUAGCUGUAUGUUUCUUACGGUCUCUCUCAGGUAGUGUGUCUCCAGUUACAAAGAAUUAAGUGUGAGGGUUUUGUUAUCUGGGGUAUCUCUACAACUUUCUGAGGCUCCAGUCUAAAAAACUGACUAGCUAACAGACUUUUACUUUUUCUCCCAGCUGCUUUGGUUAGGAGGUGCGGCUGGAGGCUGUAACCCUCAGUUGCUCGUUUCAUUUAAUGUGCAGCUUUUUGUGGUGAUGCAGGCAGAGAAUGUAUUGAUUUUUCUUUAUUAAGUUCUCAACACUGGGAAUUAAAUCACAGGUUGUAAAACUCAGAAAGUGCAUGUGGUGUCUUUUCCUUUCCUGUGGAUUUGUUUUGUCUGUUCUGUGGGGGGAAGGAUGGUGGGCUGAGGGGAAGGAGGGAGGUUGCUUGUUGGAUUGUUUUCCCUUGUUUUAUCUGGGAACAUUCUCUUUGCAUUGCAGGGUAUUUUUAUUUUUAGCCAGAAAGCUGUUUGUUUCCCCACUGUGUGGUGGAGAAAACCAGGUGUAGAUGGUUGUGCUAACGUGGUGUAGUGCUAUGCAUGUGAACAACAAAGGCAGCAAACCGGUUCUCCCAGAAUGGCUGUGUGUAACUCAGCAGCUGAUUGCUGUGAAGGAUUCCCCUGUGCUCUGUGUGCAGUGCCAGCACAAGAGCCGCAGGGUGGGCGCUGCGCCUGUUUGGGUGACAGGCAGGAAGUUUGCAUCCCUGUAUUGUCAGAGAGCUUUACUGAGUCUUUUUUUCUCCAGCUGUGCUAUUUUUUUGUAAAGCAUGAAAGCAGUCCUGUGGAAAGUGUGGUGAAUACCUUAAAGAAAAAGAAGGCUUAAUUCAAUAGGAAGCAGAAAGAUCUAAGAGCAAGCAAAGUUGACUGCUAGGCUCGUGCAGAAAUAAGCUACUGCCUGCUACAGUUACUGCUGUUUGAGUACUUUGAUCUCAAGUAACUGCCCAGCACACACAGCAUAGUUUACUCAGCCAGGCUGGUUGUACUUGUGAGUGGACGGAUGCUUAAAGGAAGUGGAAGCUCUGCAGCCAUGACAGAUGGCCCAGGAAACCUUACUGUCAUCAAAGCUGUGGUAAUGUACAUCAACAGAAGGGGAAUAGACAAAGGAAAUGUGCUGCUACAAAGAGCCAGCUUUGGUUUAUGCCGUAUCUGUGAGUAUCCUGUACAGUGCUUUUGUAGCUGUGUUACCGAGACCAGAAGUCUUUUUUUUCUACCUAAACUCAUAAAGGAACUUGAAUUUGAUUACACGCUGGAGGAGGAAUUUGUGGUUUUUUUUCUAAAAGCAGUAUUAAAAAUACACAGAGUUUGUAUAAUAGCAAUCAUCACUGAGAUAGUGGGAUAAAUAGUUGCGGGUUGAUCCUGUGUUGCUUCUACAUGUACAGGAUGUUUUUCAAAUGAAGAUUGGCAUCUGAUAGAUUCCAGCAAUGUCUGUUCUUUCUGUUCCUUUCUUUAUUCAGACACUUAAUUGCUCUCAAUCUGUCAGGCUUCCCCUGCCUCAUUUCUGAUCUUCUCCUCAGCAAGCAGCUUUCUACCUCAGAGUCUUUUUAUUUCCUGAAAACUCCUCAGGUGUGGCACUCUGAAUCUGCAAGCUCUGGUAUUCUUGAGCAACUGCAUCCUGUAGAGGUCAUAUGUUGCUGAACUUAAGCCACGGCAAGGAGGACUUCUUGAAAUAAAUUGUGGAAUCUUUUGCAAACAAAAGUUUAUUUACAUUGUUUGAAAGCCUCGUUGGGAGUGGAGCUUCUAAAGAGAGAUCUUUUCUCGGCACAGAUGAUGUGGGAGAUGUCAGUCCCCGGGCACCAGAGCAAGGAGAACUGAGUAAAUACGAUAUUGGUAAGAGAUGCUACUUAAACUCUGCAUACACGUGACUCUGUAUUGGAGGUUCUUCUCCAAGUGCUUCAUUUGCAACAAAAGACAAGUGUCUGUCACAGCUGUUCAUCGUUCCAUUAUGAGAGAGUGCUUUGCAAGAAGUUUCACUUGCAGCUGCAGCUGCGAGGCAGCGUCAUCAUGCCAGGUUCUGAAGAAUUUCUCACAUACUUCCUGCUUCCACACUGUUGUCUUCUGGUCUGUUCUGAUUCAUUUCCAGUUGAAGCUGCCUGUUGAGCUUUGUGUGCUUGUACGCUGGUGCUGUUUGGAUGCACAGCUGUGGUCUCCAGCACCUCGCGUGGCUUGGCUUGCAGUGGAAUUCUGUGUCAGUGUUAUUCCCACUGUGCAGAUCGUUACAACAACUUUUUCACUCGCCCCACGAGACAUCGAGACUGGAAACAGAUGCUCCUGAAUCCAUUUGCCUGUUGGACCUUGAAAUAAGCAAGCUUCCCAAGUUGUUAAAUGCAUUUAAAUGCCGGUUUUUUGGUCCCUAAUUCCUUCUGUUUGUUUGUUUUUACCAAAGCAGGAUUUUUUACUCGGGAUGGUGUUCACUAGCAACUUAGAACUGCAAGAGAAGUUCAGCACUCAGCGUGGCACACAUCAACCUCCUUGCUUGCCGUUGCUGCUGUGCAAGCAGAACUGUACUGAGAAGCAAAGGCCAGACUCGGCAGCCAAGCUGAAGCUUCUUGUACAGCAUGGAUGGAGUACUGUGUGAGCCCUGGAGAGACACGGCCUUCACCUGCCUUAAUUAUACACUGGGCAAGAAGCCUGCAAGCAACAGGCGUUAGCCUGAACUCGUGCGACCAGAAAGAAUCUAUGGGAAGAAGCGUCUGCUACUGGAAGGAAAUUCUGCUUAGCUUGAAAACUAUCAAAAAGCACAGAAGUAUUCCUGAACCUGCUGAUGCUCUCUUCAAGCAUUUCCAUGGUGUGGACAUCCAGGUCCUCCAGGUUGCGGCCUGUGAAGAAGAGGCACGUGUGGCUUUUGCAACGCUGGGUGCAGCUGAAGGCAAAACUGAUGAUGCUUUAUUAGCCUUUGAAGCUGUUAACAAUGUGGUUUCGUACUGGAACCUAUGCACUCUUUGUCAAAGAAAGGCAGAGGAGGUUGAGAGUGAUGGUGUGCUACCAGAGGAACAAGAAGAACGCAGAGCCUGUCUUAUUGAAAGGCAGCACUGCCUGAUGAAGAUCAUUGAGGAAAGCUCCUCUGACCUGUCAGUAGCUGCCCAACUGCCGGUAUCUGUUAGAGCUGUGACGGAAAUGCUGGAGGCAGUGAUCCGGGAGCCUGGGGAGAACGGUGAGGAGGGAAGUCUUGCCUCCAGAAACAUCUCACGAGCUGCGCACGUGGAAGAGAAAGAUGCAGUUCCAUCACCCAAGAAGUUCUCUUUCUCACCAACUAACACCUACCAGCUUCUCCUGCAGUGGGCAGAAGAUCACAAGUCCUUACUUCAAAAGCUGUGUCAGCAAGUGGAAGCUUUAAAGAAUGAAACACGGGAAAUGAAACGUAACAGUUGCAGUGUAAGCGUGCCAUCUCAUCGCUGGCCUGCUGAAAGCUGUGGAGCAGAUACUGUGUCAGAUGGUUAUGGGAGAGCACAACACCUUCGUGAAGCUCCUUGGAAGGUUGCUACCUCUGGCCCGUCUGUUUGCAGUAGCCAGUCACCUGGUGACUCGCAGUGUCUUGGAAGAACUGCUGCAACCAAUGUACCACCAACAGAGGCGCCUGUCUGUGGCACGAACGGAGCUGCACCUCAGCACGUCCGUGCUCAGCAACAAGCGAUCCACGCGCCGCCUCUGCACAGCACUUGUGCUGCUGUGCUUCCUCAAGGCACCUGUGGUGCACCUGUGUGUUUUGAUGCUCCGUCUGCUGGAAUCCUUUCUCCUCGUGGAGGUGAUGAUCGCUACAACUACGGCCUGCCCCAGGCGAGCGCAAAUCCACCUCUGCCUGAAGCAGGCUGUUUUACAAGACCUGCGUUUGCACCCACAGGUUUAAAACCUGCAGAGUCCUGUGUCAGUGCCGCACAGGACAAAUUAGGAUCCGCCUUUGCGACAAAGGAAGGGCAGUGGGACUGUAACAUCUCUGCAGUGAGAAAUGAACCCGCUGCCCCAAAAUGUGCUGCCCUGCAGAACGCAAACAAAACUCGUUCAGCAGUAUCUCUUCAAGAACUGUCCUUUCAACUCGAUGGGAAAACCCCAGCGUGUACCUCUCAGAAUCUGGCAGAUGCUGAAGCGGAGCCUGCAGAGGGAAGAUGUAACUUCUCAGUGUGGAUGCCUCCAGGUGGAUUUAAAUUUGGCAUAGAGGAGUGCAAUACAAAUUGCGCUAAGGAAGACGAUCCGCCCAAGGAGCGUACAGCAGGCUUGACAAACAUGGAUGGAAAAGACAAAAAUGAACUGCCCUCAGGUGGUGGAGUUACACUCCAAUCUCAAGAAACAGCAAACAGGGACAAGAGUGAGCCCAGCUGUGAGAAAGGCACGUGGAUAACAGCUCAUGUUUCUGGUACGAACGCAGCCAAAGCGUCUCCUUGUGGUGCCAACUCUGUAGCUGUGCUGGAGGAAGCUACCAGGGAACACAGCGACCUCAGCCAUGGUGGUGAUGGUUCUGAUGCCGCUGUAGAGGCCUCAGAGGCUUUAAGCACCUGUGAAACGCCAAGAAAAACCGUGGUGUCUGCUCCAAAGUUUGUAUUGAGGUCUGAAUGUGUCAAGAGCGUUUUCAGUAACGAAAAGACAUUCCCAUCUGGCAAGACCUCGGCCAUCGGUUCCCUCUUUGGAUUCGGCUUUAAUCCUCCAGGAAGGAGCGCUGAUGGAAUUUGA